Molecule: messenger RNA, 1125 nt
Organism: Aspergillus tanneri
Lineage: Eukaryota; Fungi; Ascomycota; Eurotiomycetes; Eurotiales; Aspergillaceae
Exons: 1
Coding region: 1-1125 (374 amino acids)
Source: RefSeq, a predicted model, not a curated record
AUGCCCCCAGUCAAGCAAGUGGGGGAUUUCCCAGACAUUCCUAAGGAACCCAUCCUUGAAAAUGAUGACAUCGUCCACGGAGUACAGACACCAUCUGUCCCCAACUAUGUGCAUACGUUAGUCGCUCGAUCCGAUUCGCAAGACAAGUAUCAACCAGGAGAAGGCACCGUUGACCCUAACCACAUCAACAUGGGCGGUCUUUUCGCGCUAUUCGCAAUCCUCGGAGCCGCGUUUGUCCUUGCAUCUAUCUGGUUCUUUUUUUGGGCUAAGAACGGCGGAUUCCAAUGGCAGAAAGGCGACUGGGAAGAGUACAAAUCCACCGUUCUACGACGGAAAGGACCAGACGGACGAACUCUCAGUAACGCCACGAAGAGUACCAAGCUAGGUGGCGGCAGCAUCGUCCACAAAGGCUACAGCGACGACGGAUACACAGUCACCGACAGCGUGGACUACACAGAAACAGCGACGACAAUCACCGAAAAGGAACGACCGAAACGCAAGCGCAAUCUCCGCGAGAAGCUUCUCCGUCGCCACAAGGACGAACAGUGGGAAGGCGAAGCCGACGAGGACGUGCGCGCCUAUCGCAAGGAGAAACCCGCCCAAGUAGGUGGCAUCAACCGUGAAGCGGACGGCACCUACCACGGAAGUGAUUAUGAUACAUCCAACCCACGUAGCUACUACCAGCAGAGCGAGAUGAGUCAGGUCCGAGACUAUGCGUAUGAGCCGGCACGCCAGAGUCGUAAUUUCUCUUUUAUCCCGGGAACUGAAGAAACACUCAGCCAGGCGCCGACAGAAGGGCAGCGACUGCGUGAGCCAUCAACCCGUCGGCAUAAUCGUCGUCGGGAACGACGACGGCAGCCUCCUCCGGUAGCGACUCGCCAGGGUAGUCCGCGUAAGCGCGACGGACCGUCCAUGCCGGGCCAUUAUACCGAACCAUUAGACUUUUCCUCUGCGCCUUCGCGAUCUGAAUACCAAUACUCCAACGUGGACACAGAAGACUCGGGGACCAAGAGCUACCAUCAUCCAAUCCCAGGAUUAAGCAAGGGAUACCGUCGUGAAGGUGGUCGGGGACGUCGUCGUGAUAGUCUCAGUGAUAGCGACGGUGAUGAAACUCGCUACUCAUAG